Messenger RNA from Lemur catta (Ring-tailed lemur), 189 nucleotides. Its product is annotated as keratin-associated protein 19-8-like. The coding region runs from base 1 to 189 and encodes 62 amino acids. Lineage: Eukaryota; Metazoa; Chordata; Mammalia; Primates; Lemuridae. The transcript has 2 exons. The record is from RefSeq and is a predicted model, not a curated record.
AUGUGCCACUACGGCAGCUACUACGGAGGCCUGGGCUAUGGCCAUGGAGUCUUUGGUGGCCUGGGCUAUGGCUACGGCUGUGGACUUGGCAGCUUCCGCAGACUUGGCCAUGGCUGUGGCUUUGGAGGUUACGGAUUCGGCUACCGCCCAUUCCGCUACGGAAGAUGCGGAUUCUCCAGCUUCUACUGA